Clarias gariepinus (North African catfish) is the source of this 1470-nucleotide messenger RNA. RefSeq names its product ribosomal RNA processing 36 (gene rrp36). The record is from RefSeq and is a predicted model, not a curated record. Gene Ontology annotation, cellular component: 90S preribosome; nucleolus. Lineage: Eukaryota; Metazoa; Chordata; Actinopteri; Siluriformes; Clariidae. The transcript is spliced from 7 exons. The coding region runs from base 7 to 1005 and encodes 332 amino acids. Gene Ontology annotation, biological process: maturation of SSU-rRNA from tricistronic rRNA transcript (SSU-rRNA, 5.8S rRNA, LSU-rRNA).
AGCACAAUGAGUCCUAAAAAACAACAACAACCAUCUCGUAAACACAAUUUCCAGUCUACAAGUCAGGCUCAGAUGAAAAGGAUGAAUCCAGCACAAGUUAUGGGAUCAUUUCAUGAUGAGGAUGAGGAUGAUGAUGCUUUAGAGAUGGAAAGAAACUUUGCUCUGUUGAGUAAACAAGUGGAAAAAACAGAGAAGCCUGAAGAGGACGAGGAGGAAGAGAGCGGCGAGGAGUCUGAUGAAGGAGUCGAAGAUGAUGAUGAUGAUGAAGAUAAUUACAGUGAGGACGGGCGAGUCGAGAGCAUGGACACACCUGGGGCAGAGGAGUCACAUGACCAAACUACAGACUCCAGUUUACACACCGGGACCGAGUUUAAUCAGGAUCUGUCAACGAUGUCAUUCGAAGAGAUCAUAAAGUUACAGAACAAACUGGGGACUAAGGCGUGUAAUAAACUCAUUCAUGCAGCGAGAAAGAAAAAGCAGCGUCCAGAACCUGCAAUGCGCAUGAGCAAGAACAGACCCGAUGAGAUUUCAGCCAAGAGACCGGUGCCUUUUCUGAGGAAAACAGGAUCUGUUAAGCAAUCUACUUUGAGGGAUCCUCGUUUUGAUGAUCUUUCUGGUGAAUUUAAACCCGCCGUGUUUAGCCAGACGUACAAAUUCGUCAAUGACAUCAGAGAAAAAGAAGCCGAGAUUGUGAAAAAAAAGCUGAAGAAAGUAAAAUCCAAUACAAAAAAAGAAGAAUUGAAAGCUUUUCUAAAGAGAAUGGAGAACCAGAAGCGUAACCACCAAAGACAAGAGCAGCAGAGACAGAAGGACCUGUCCUAUAAGAGGAAGCAGAGGGCGCUGGUGGGAGACGGACAUCGACCCUUCUAUCUCAAGAAAUCCGAUCAGAAGAAACUGCAGCUGGCCGAGAAGUACAGCGAGCUGAAAAAGAGCGGGAAGCUGGAGAAUUUCUUGAGCAAGAAGCGGAAACGCAACGCUGUGAAGGACCGCAGGAAGAUGCCCUGAAGCACAGCAUGGAGCGGGCGGGGCCGGAGGGAGCGCUGCACAGAUUGAGUGGACAGAGUGAUGGGUUCUCAGAGGAGCUCGAAUCAUUUUUGGUUGAUUUCUUGUACAGAAUAUUAAAACUUUAAAAUCUGUUCUUAGCUUUGGGAAAAAUAUGAACCGGCAGGAGAGUUUUUUUUUUUUUUUUUUUUUGUCGUCUAAAUCUUUAUAAAUGCAUCAUGACUGUAGCUCAUGUGUUUGUGUAUCUUUGCUUGAUCAUCCCACCACCAUUUAAACAAUGGCCUUUUGUUUGCCAAAGUAGUUGUUAUUAAAAUACAGAAAAACACAUGCAUGUUGGACAAAGUAGAAAUUCACAGAAAUUGGUCUGCUUUAAAGUAACUUUCAAGUUUCUGACUGAUUAAAAUUGUAAAAACCUAUUUUUACUACAACACCAACCAGUUCUGAUUAAAAGCUGAUCUACAGUAACAA